Messenger RNA from Camelus dromedarius (Arabian camel), 1853 nucleotides. It is a transcript of the gene NPL, whose product is annotated as N-acetylneuraminate pyruvate lyase. Gene Ontology annotation, biological process: carbohydrate metabolic process; N-acetylneuraminate catabolic process. The transcript has 11 exons. The record is from RefSeq and is a predicted model, not a curated record. Gene Ontology annotation, molecular function: N-acetylneuraminate lyase activity. Bases 101 to 1018 code for a protein of 305 amino acids. Lineage: Eukaryota; Metazoa; Chordata; Mammalia; Artiodactyla; Camelidae.
GUUUGGAGCACCAGGCGCAGGCGGACAUUAACCUACUUGCCCACAAGCGAAUCUGCACUUCUGACAUGUUUGCAAAAGACAGGACAGAAAGAGGAGUCACAUGGGCUCUAAUACCUGGAAAUUCUGCCUGAUGACCUGCCGCUGUAGGAGCUUUCCUAACCCGGCUCUUAGGGUAAACCAGGGCCUCCGUAAUCCAGGAUGGCUGAACAGAGAAAUCAACUUUUCAGUCAUUGGUCAGUAUGUGGAUUAUCUUGUGGAAGAACAAGGAGUGAAGAAUAUUUUUGUGAAUGGCACGACCGGAGAAGGCCUGUCCCUGAGCAUCUCAGAGCGCUGCCGGGUCGCGGAGGAGUGGGUGACAAGAGGGAGGAACAAGCUGGACCAGAUAGUAAUUCACGUAGGAGCCUUGAGCUUGAAGGAGUCACAAGAACUGGCCCAACAUGCCGCAAAAAUAGGAGCUGAUGGCAUCGCUGUCAUCGCACCUUUCUUUCUCAAGCCAUGGAACAAAGAUAUCCUGGUUAAUUUCCUAAAGGAGGUGGCUGCCGCUGCCCCUGCUUUGCCGUUUUACUACUAUCACAUUCCUGCCUUGACGGGGGUAAAGAUUCGUGCUGAGGAGUUGUUGGAUGGGAUUCAGGAGAAGAUCCCCACCUUCCAAGGGCUGAAAUUCAGUGACACAGAUCUCUUAGACUUCGGGCAGUGUGUCGAUCAGAAUCGCCAGCGACAGUUUGCAUUCCUUUUUGGGGUGGACGAGCAACUGUUGAGUGCUCUGGUGAUGGGAGCAACUGGAGCAGUGGGCAGUACCUAUAACUACCUGGGAAAAAAGACAAACCAGAUGUUGGAGGCUUUUGAACGAAAGGAUUUCUCUUCAGCCCUGAACUAUCAGGAAAAGAGGGAAGCAGGAGUUGAUGUGUUCCAGGAAGACCCCAGGGGAGCUGCUGUCAAUGUCUCAUGGAGCACAGCCUCGCUGUCCAGAGAAGGAAGAGCCUCUCUGAAGGGUGGAACCAGUCCCAGCAGGUGGUAGCGUGUGUACUUCAGAAAAAAUCAUUUCUGAAAAUUCCAACCUCUUCCAAGCUGAACGACAGGAAAAUCACAGGAUGGACUAAAGUGUGAAACAGCUGUGAUAUGGACCCUUCCACUUAGUGGGCUCUUUUAUUGGCUGAUUCCGUGUCCAUCUCUUCCCCGCCCCCACCUUUUGUUUUAUUGAGUCCCACUCAAAUAAAUCACUUCCCUCAAAACAGUGUUGGUAGGGAGUUUAGUUUAUCACAUUCUCUGUUUCUUCUUGCAAGUGUGAAUGGGUCUCACUUACUCUUUUACUAACAUGCCAAGGGCUGAGCUAAAUGCACAAUUUCAAUUCAAGCUGGUCUCUGCCCGAAAGGAGUUUGCUGACAAGUGAAGAAGCAGACAAGAGCUAAACUUACCUAUUCUCAUGGACUUAAAUGCCAUCUGUUAUAUUUAUGAUGAAAUGACAUGUGUACAAAGAUGUUCCUUACAGCAUUAUUUAUAAUAGCAAAAGAUGGAAGCAACCCACAUAUCCACCUGUAAGGAAAUGGUCAAAUACAUUACAUUUGCCUUAUGCAAUGGAAUUAUCUACAGCCCUUUAAAAGGAUGAGAUACUUUUAUAUGCACAGAUCUGGAAAGAUCUCCAUGAUAUAUUAACUGCUUAAAAAGGCAGCAGAGACAUGUGACUGUCAUGUACAAUGUAAUGUGUUUGUGUGUGAAGGAAAAAAGAACAUGUACACAUGCUUGCAAGGCUCUGGAUAUUAAAUUUUAUUCUUCAUUGAAUUUUUUAUUCCUAGCAUACAAUUGAUUAAAACAAUGUAAAAGUGAAAUGUUAUUAAAAGUGCAUUUCUUAAUAA